AUGUUUGCUGUCGCUGUGGGCACUGAAGAACUGCCUCCGGGGCAGAGAGGAGCUCAGUGUCCGGCGGCUCUGCCGCACGGUAAGGUUGCUGCCGUAUUCUACAGCUCGUCCAAAUCAUGCGCAUCUGAAGGCUAUUAUGUGCCCGGAGUGGGCAGCACGCGGGCCUUGCGGGCUGCGCAUGAACAGGAAAGGAGAAAAAAUCUCGUCAAAUGGGCCUGCACCGUCUCGUACGUCUCCAUCUUCAUGAGCGUCGUUUUCGGCGUGGCGUCCAUGGCCUGCGGCGUCAUGGGAGACAUUAUUUUGUCUCUCGUCGCGCUUGCCCUGGAGACCUGGAUCGACAUGCUCUCUUCUGUAGCUGUGCUGUGGCGUUUCCAAGACGACGAAGAGCCGGGGCCUGGUGUGCCGGCCGUUCUUCAUCCCCCCGUGCCCUUCGGGCGAGGUUGCUCUUCGCCUGUGUCGUUCAUGAAACGGGAGGAGUCGUCGGUCUCGACUGCUGUUCUGCCUUCUACAAAGUCCGGAGCACAGAAGCCGAAACCGAGCGGUGUGUCGUCGCCUGCGAGGCCGCCCUGUUCGUCCAAGGUCUCUCCGUCGUCGCCCGUGGCUGCUGCGUUGACGCCGCCGUGCUCGUCACGUUCCUGCACGCCUCCCGCCAGCGGGUCGCCGCUGCCUCUCUGCGGCAGGCCUGAGAGGGACUCCAAAGAUACGCACACGCGACUGGAGCUGCAGGCGCCUCUGUCCCUGCCAGGGCCGUCGACUGACGUGGAGGCUCGUGGCAGCUCAGCCGCGACCACGCCGCCGUCAGACAGCGUGGCUACUGCUGCACGCUUCUGGUUUAGCGGCGAUGCGUCGCCGCAGGGCGCCUCGACGCCAACGGCAGAGAGCGCGGGACGACCGAAGAGCGCACCUACGCCGCGAGCCGACUCGCUGCCGCCAUUGAGCCGAGGUCUGUCGUACGCGGCGCGCGAGCGGCGCUCGUCGAUGGCUGUCGGCUGCCUCUUUGUGGGUCUCGCAAUCUGGGUCUCAGUGCAGGCCCUCUUUGACCUUGUCGCGACUCGCGCGCCUCGCGGACACGCGGUUCCACAGGCUGAACAGGCCCAUCAGUUCUCGCAGGAACUCUCCACGGAAUACCGUUCCGCGCUUCUCACGUGCGUGCUGUGCUGGCCGAGUGCGCUGAUCUUUGGCGCGCUUGCUCUUGCCAAAUUCGAUCUCGCCGCCCGUCUCCGCAGUCAGGUCCUCGGGCGAGAUGCAAUGUGCUCCGCGUUCGGCGUUGCACUGUCCCUUGUUGCGGGAAUCGUCAAUUUCAUCGCCCUGGCACGCAUCGGCUAUAGUUCGGGUUCUCCGCAUAGAGAACCUGCUGCCGCCGUUUCCACGCGGGACCUGACGAGCUACGACGCUGUUGCUGCGCUGGUGAUCGGCGUGCUGAUGCUGCUCGAGGGCGUCCGAACGAUCGCGACGAACUGGAGUCCGACGCGGCUGGAAUCGCUGACUGGAAAUCACGUCCGCGUUGUGGCGAGCACCAGCGCCUACUCGGAAGCGUGUUCCCUCUCGCCUCUACCAGCAGACCCACGCAAAGGUUAG
This is a messenger RNA of Besnoitia besnoiti, 1578 nucleotides long. RefSeq lists its product as uncharacterized. The transcript is spliced from 5 exons. NCBI's taxonomy places the organism in Eukaryota, Apicomplexa, Conoidasida, Eucoccidiorida, Sarcocystidae. The coding region runs from base 1 to 1578 and encodes 525 amino acids. Gene Ontology annotation, cellular component: membrane. The record is from RefSeq and is a predicted model, not a curated record.